Messenger RNA from Colossoma macropomum (tambaqui), 3902 nucleotides. RefSeq names its product sorting nexin-14-like. Gene Ontology annotation, cellular component: late endosome. The transcript has 31 exons. Bases 237 to 3191 code for a protein of 984 amino acids. The record is from RefSeq and is a predicted model, not a curated record. NCBI's taxonomy places the organism in Eukaryota, Metazoa, Chordata, Actinopteri, Characiformes, Serrasalmidae. Gene Ontology annotation, biological process: autophagosome maturation. Gene Ontology annotation, molecular function: phosphatidylinositol-3,5-bisphosphate binding.
UCGGCGUCUGUUGUGGUCCCGUUAUAAGGCGCAUCAGGACAGGCCAAGUGCUGUCAGUGCUUCGUUUUCAUGUCUGUAUUAUCACUCGAUAAUUACAUUUAGCCUGUUAACGGUGGUUAGUUUGCACUGCAAGUGAUGUUUUUUUCAUCCGCGCUCUUAAGAGCGCCACAACAAACAACAGCUAACGUAGCUAAAGCUGGAGCUGCUCUCUGAGGCGCCUUCACGCAGCUUCGAAAAUGUCCACGUUGAGAGCGUUUUUAGUAACUUUGAGGCUGAAAGUGGACCUUAUGAGAGAAGUGGGUCGGCAGUACCCUGUCUUCUGUUUUCUGCUUGUCCUCCUGCUCCUCGCCACUGUCCUGUUGAACAGGUAUCUUCACGUCAUCAUCAUUUUCUGGUCAUUCUUAGCUGGAGUAGUUACUUUCUAUUGCUCAUUAGGGCCUGAGACCCUGCUCCCUAAUAUCCUCAUAACAGUUAAACCAAAGAAAAAGCCAGAACUGCAAGAGUUGUUUCCCUUGGCUCACAGUUGUGCUGUCUGUGGGAAAGUUAAAUGCAAAAGACACAGACCAACACUGCUUCUUGAAAACUAUCAGCCAUGGCUGGAUUUAAAAGUGCACUCCAAAGUGGACACAUCUCUUUCAGAGAUUCUUGAGCUGGUCCUUGAAAACUUUGUAUACCCGUGGUAUAGGGACAUUACAGAUGAUGAGGCAUUUGUGGAUGAACUCAGGGUGACUCUGCGGUUUGUAGCUGCAGUGCUGGUCCGCCGAGCUCAGAGAGUAGAUAUUCCAUCUCUUAUAACACUCAAACUGCUAAAAGUUGCCAUGAAACAUAUCGAAAUUAUUGCAAAAGCAAGACAAAAAGUGAAGAACUCUGAGUAUCUGCAGCAGGCUGCGUUAGAGGAGUAUGGUCCUGACCUGCAUGUGGCCUUGCGCAGCAGAAGGGAUGAGCUACUGUACCUACGCAAACUUACAGAGAUGCUCUUCCCUUAUAUCUUACCUCCAAAAGCCACUGACUGCAGAUCUCUUACUCUUCUGAUAAGAGAAGUUCUUGCUGGCUCUGUUUUCCUUCCCUCCAUGGAUUACUUGGCUGAUCCUGACACUGUGAACCACUUACUGCUCAUUUUCAUCGACAACUCUCCACCAGAGGCUGCUACUGAACCUGCCUCUGCAUUUGUCCCGUUCCUGCAGAAGUAUGCAGAUGUGCGCAGCAAGAAGUCUUCGGUGUUAAAACUAGAUCUCAAAGAGAUUCGGGAACAGCAGGACCUGCUGUUUCGCUUCAUGAACUUCCUCAAGCAAGAGGGAGCUGUUCACGUGCUCCAGUUCUGCCUCACUGUGGAAGAAUUCAACGAUAAGAUACUACGUCCAGAACUUUCUGAUGCUGAAAAGCUAAUGCUACACGAGGAGGUGAAAAAGAUAUAUGAAACAUACUGCCUUGAUGAGAGCAUUGACAAAAUUCGCUUUGACCCUUUUAUUGUGGAGGAGAUUAAAAACAUCGCAGAGGGCCCGUAUGCCGGCGUUGUGAAACUGCAGACUAUGCGCUGUCUGUUUGAGGCCUAUGAACAUGUCCUCUCCCUGUUGGAGAAUGUCUUUACUCCCAUGUUCUGCCACAGUGAUGAGUAUUUUAGGCAGCUGUUGAGAGGGGCUGAAUCCCCAACCAGAAACUCCAGACUUAGCAGAAAUAGCGUGAGUUUGGAUGACAUCCGCUCUACUGAUUGGGACUGUACCUUCAACCUUCAGUCUGUCUCCAUCUCUCCCGGCACCUCACUCGCAUCUGUCUCCCCUUACUUUUCAUCCAUUGUUAACCUUCCAUCCGGCUCUAAUGCCUGGCGAGCCGUAGCGCUGAAGAAUACAUCCAAGCGAGGAGAAUCUUUUGGCAUUAGCCGCAUUGGCAGUAAAAUUAAGGGGGUUUUCAAGAGCACUACAAUGGAAGGGGCCAUGCUGCCCUCUUAUGGACUUGCAGAGGGAGAGGAUGAUAUGGUAGAGGAGGCCAUCAUGGUCAUGGAGGAUGACUCACCCAUGGAGGCCAUCAGCACCCCAAGCACUCCUCGUAACCUGUCAGCCUGGAGCAUCACCAUCCCCUACGUGGACUUAUUUGAUGAUGAGGUCAAGAAGGAGAGGAUUCCAGUGUAUUGCAUUGAUGUAGAGAGGAAUGAUAGGAGAGCAGUGGGUCAUGAAACAGAACAUUGGUCUGUGUACCGAAGAUACCUUGAAUUUUAUGUUCUUGAAUCUAAACUCACAGAGUUUCAUGGAUCAUUCCCUGAUGCACAGCUUCCUUCCAAGCGGAUAAUUGGGCCGAAAAACUAUGAGUUUUUAACAUCCAAGCGUGAGGAAUUUGAGGAAUAUCUACAGAAACUACUGCAGCAUCCUGAGCUGAGCAACAGUCAGCUGCUAGCAGACUUCCUCUCCCCUCACAGCAUGGAGUCCCAGUUCCAUGACAAGAUGUUACCUGAUGUCAAUCUUGGCAAAAUAAUCAAAUCUGUGCCUAGCAAACUGAUCAAGGAGAAAGGGCAACACCUAGAGGCGUUCAUCCAGGCUUUCUUCAACUCAUGUGAAUCACCAAAGCCAAAGCCUAGCCGGCCAGAGCUCACAAUUCUCAGCCCCACAUCUGAGAACAACAAAAAGCUUUUCAAUGAUCUAUACAAAAACAAUGCAAACCGUUCUGAAGUCACAGAGAAGAGACACAAUCAAAAUUACUUCAUGGAGAUGAUCACUGUGGAGGGAGUAUAUGACUACUUAAUGUUUGUAGGUCGAGUGGUGUUUCAUAUACCUGAUUGGUUGCAUCACUUACUGAUGGGUGGACGCAUCCUGUUCAAGAACACACUAGAAGCGUAUACUGACUACUACCUGCAGAACAAACUAGACCAGGUUUUUCAGGAGCAUCGUGUGGUUUCACUCAUAACCCUGCUCAGAGAUGCUGUGUUCUGUGAGAACAGUGAGCCACGUUCUUUAGAAGACAAGCAAAAAAGAGCAAAGAAGACAUUCGAGGAAAUGAGGAAUUACAUUCCAGAUUUCCUUGGUAAAUGUAUUGGAGAGGAUGCUAAAUAUGAGGGGAUACGGCUUCUCUUUGAUGGACUUCAACAGCCAGUUCUCAACAAGCAGUUAACAUACAUAUUGCUGGAUAUAGCAAUCCAAGAACUUUUUCCUGAACUAAAUAAAGUACAGAGAGAAACUUCUGUCAUGGCUCCAUGGAUGUAGAAGAGGCACUAAGGAUGAUGAAACAUUCUUAUAUCCCUUGCAUGUAUAGCAUCCUGUAUAAAUAUCAGAAGGACUAGAAAUACACAUAUACAGUGUAUUUCAGAGAGUAUUUGUAAUUUUCUGUAAUGUGUAAUUUUCUGUUAUGGCUCAAAACAUGAAAUGUCUAUGAGAGAUGUGAUUGAUAAACAUUACACUAGAGAGAAUGAACAUACUGAACAGGCCUGAAAUGUCCAUGGGUAGAUCAUGUUUUUGAAUGUUAAAUAACUGUUAUUCAUAAUUAUGAAUCAUGAACAGCACAGGCAGUAGUCUGUCUCCCCCCAGCCCAAAACAGCGGGUCAAAUUAGCACUGAAUUCUCUGAAAGAUUGAAGGAAAGGGUUGUACAAACCAACCAGUAAGAAAGAUAUGUUUGAAAGCUUCAAAGGAUUGGUUUAUGUUUGCUAUUCUGGUUGGACAUAGUGUAAAAUAUUUGUGUUUGUAAAUGUUUUCAUGUAUCCCUAUUUAUAAAUGUGGCUUAAAUUAUACAUUGUAUUUUGCCUAAUCAAACUAACACUAAACAACUGUAAGUGACUGAGCAAGUGAGCCACUGACCUGAAUGUGAGCAGAUGAGCAUCACUGGAGCCAUGUACCCUACCCUCAGACAUUGCUCUCAAUAGGUCAGGUGUUGAUGUGCAUAUCUAAUAAAACAUUUUUUAUACCUGUCAAAGCCAAAA